ACUCGCAACGCUGGGCACAAGGCAAGCGAGUAGUGUGAUUUAACCACCGUUUUUCAUUCGGAUGGAGAGUUAGUUAUGGAGUAAAUACUGGACAAAAAGGAAAACUUUAACGGGCAAAAAUGUCAUCGAUUUUAGAAAGACCAGAGCUCGCCUCUCGGGGUGCCCGACCCGAAGAUGGAGUUUGUGAUAUGACAAUUAUCAGUGAUAUUGAUGAGAAAGGAAUUAACAUCAAUUUGCGGACCAGAUAUAAAAAGAACAAGAUUUAUACUUACACUGGGUCAAUUCUAGUGGCGGUGAAUCCUUACAAAGAGCUACCAAUAUAUGAACAGAAGGAUGUGUCCGAGUUCCAUGGGAAGAAGAUGAGCAUGGUGGAUCCUCAUAUUUUCUCUAUCAGUGAGGCCGCCUUUCAGAGUCUUCGUACCACAGAGGUCAACCAGUCCUGUAUCAUCAGUGGAGAGAGUGGGGCAGGAAAGACGGAGAGCACCAAGUUUAUCCUGCAGUAUCUGUGUAGUGUAACCAAUCAUGUGUCUUUUUGGGUAGAACAGCAAAUUCUGGAGGCUGUAAUGCCAAAACAGUGCGAAAUGACAACUCCAGUAGAUUUGGGAAAUUUAUGCAAGUGUGUUUUGAUGAUUCGUGCCAGAUUAAGGGUUGUAUAGUACAAGACUACUUGCUAGAACAGUCCCGUAUCACAUUCCAGUCACCAAACGAACGGAACUAUCAUGUGUUCUAUCAGUUUAUUGCCGCUGCUCAGGCGGCACCCGACCUCAAGGAACAGUUCCACAUACAACCGGUGGAAAGUUACGCCUACCUCAAUCAAAGUGGCUGCUAUGUUCUCAAUGGUGUCAAUGAUUUGACCAUGUUUGACCGGCUACGACUGGCCAUGAAUGUUCUCAACAUUCCCCAACAAAUGUCCGACGGGAUUUUCUCGGUGCUAUCUUCCAUCCUGUUGCUGGGUAACCUGCGGUUUGGGGAUGUAGUGGAGGGUGAAGGGAGCGAGGUGCUGGAGGAGGAUUCUGGGGUUCUUGCCACCAUCUGUGACAUGUUAGGCUUUCCUGCUGAGGACCUCACCAAAGCCUUGCUCUUCAGGCAGAUCCAGGUCCGCGGGACUGUCACCAGUAUACCCUUCAGGUUCCAGGAGGCAAGUGAGAACCGCCAUGCUAUGGCCAAGGCCCUGUACUCUCGUACCUUUGCCUGGCUGGUGGACGCCAUCAACAAGUGCACCAACCCAGGCCUUAACCAGUUUAAGUUCCUUGGCGUACUUGACAUCUUUGGAUUUGAAAACUUUCAGACAAACAGCUUUGAGCAGCUCUGCAUCAACUAUACAAACGAAAAACUCCAUAGAUUCUUCAACCACUACGUAUUUGCCUUGGAGCAGGAACUGUACAAGGAAGAGGACAUAUCUUUUGCACACAUCACCUUUACUGAUAACACAGACUGUGUGGAACUCCUGGAGAAACCUCCCAGGUGUAUACUCAAGAUUCUGGAUGAAGAAUGUAGAUUUCCUCAGGGUACAGACAAGUCAUACCUGUUGAAGCAGCAUGAGGCGUUUGAGAAUCAUUCGUGUUAUAUCAAGGGUAAGGACAGGCGGACGUGGGAGGUGGAGUUUGGGGUGCGACACUACGCAGGCGUAGUGCGGUACCGUGCCCAGGGCUUCCUCGACAAGAACAAGGACACACAGCAGGACCAGCUGUUUGAACUCAUGUACAACUCAAACAAUGCUUUUGUAGCGGAUCUCACAAGGUUUCAGGAUCUCCUGGGAGUUCGACUGGAAGAUCUUGGAGGUAGACAGACAAUAUCUCGUACAUCUCGAGGCAAGCCAACAGUUGGGGACACAUUCAAACACCAGUUGUCUGCCCUUGUGGACAUUCUCAAUCUCACCAACCCAUGGUAUGUCAGAUGCCUGAAGCCGAACGCUGGUAAAAAGCCUGACAAUUAUGUAGAUGAGGAGGUUCUUACACAGCUUAGCUACUCCGGCAUGUUGGAUAUCAUCCGCAUCAAAAGAGAGGGGUAUCCUGUCCAUGUUCCUGUGGCGACAUUUUUAGAAAAGUAUGGGUGUUUGCUGAAGAAGCAGGCCGAUCAGGAGGAUCCUCGCAUGCAGGUCAAGAACAUCCUCAAUGUACUGAACCUGCCCAGCACUGAGUGGCAGGUCGGCAACUCUCAGGUGUUCAUGAGAAACUCUGUGUUUGAGCCUUUGGAGGAGAGAAGGUUCCAAUUCUUACAGCUCAAUACCUUACUCAUCCAGAGUGUAUGGAGGGGAUAUGUCUGUCGUAGGGAUUACCUGCGGAAGAGAGAAGCUGUCCUUAUACUUCAAACAAACUUCAAAUGUUUCCGCUACAGGAUAGCCUUCCAGAGGAAGAGGCGUGCCAUCAUUUGUAUACAGAAAUAUGUCCGAGGAAUGUUUGCCCGAAAGGUGGCAAAGAAGUUGAAGGAACAGAAGCGCAUCGAAGAAGAACGGAAAAGACAAAAGCGACUUGAAGAGGAGCGAUUGGCACGUGAGAAAGAGGAAGCUGACAAAGAAAUCAUUGAACAAUCUCUUAGAGCCUCCCAGUCAGAGUUGGACUCCUUGACCAGUCUAAUAGGGUCUAUGUGGACACAUUUCAACCCACCAGUGUCACCGACAAAUCUCAACCUUGAUGAUAUGUUCAGCUUUCUCCAGGAGGAAAAACACGAAAACAACAAAGACUCCAAAGGAUCUACACAACAAGCCCUUGAUCAAAUCAACGAAGAGUUUGAGCUUCUUAACGACCUGCUAACAGAGGACAUGGAGAAGAAUGAGGAAGACAGGAAAAAACAGGAGACAGACAUUUUGGAGGACUUGGACCGCAUUGUAAAUGGUCAGGACCUGCCGCCACCUCCACCAGAGAUGCAAGAGUCCAUCUACGAAGAGCUGCCUCUCCCACCUUUUGAAGACUUACCUCCUCCACCAGCUAUGACAGACUCUGUAGGCCCCAUAAUUCCUCCACCUCCACCUAUCCCUGCACCUCUUCCCCCCUGCAGGACAUCUUCUCGCAGUUCCACAGGUCCCAUUUCUCCACGCUCACUUCCCCCAGAAAUUUCUAUCCCACCUCCGCCACCACUGGAGGAUGACUAUAUACCAGCCCAUCCUCCGCCACCCCCUGUGCCAUCAGGAGGGGGAGGUCCUCUGCCCCCUCCCCCACCUACAUGCCCACCACCCUCAUUACCCUUACAGACAUCACCACGCCCUCCUUCAUCACUGUCGAUUGCCACACCCACAUCAGAAACAUUUGAGUCCCUUUCUUCAUAUGAUGACAAUAUGUCAGAAAUUCUUGAAAUGCAAAAUGUUUUAUCACAAUUUGAAAAAGGUGUUGAUACACCCCCAAUCAAACGUCCUCCAAUACUACCCCCACCUCCCACAAUUCCUGCCCCACCUCCACCUCCAGAGGCAGUGACAGCCAGAGUGACCAAGCGUCCACCAUCUAUAGACCUUAAGACUGGACGCAAGUCAUCAGAACUUCCGCCAACAUAUGUAGAGGUCUUGUCACCAACAACCGAACGAAAACUUCAUCGUAUGUUGUCUGACAAAUCAGAAGAUGGUGCAGGUCCACCAUCACACCAUCCACAACAAAGAGUGCCACCUAUUGCCAGACAACUUCCUAAUGGGGAGAUUACUCCAACCACACCAGUCAAAGAAAAUGGCUUCUUAGCAGAGGAUUACUUCUAUGAUAUUCAGGAAUUUGCCAACAAGUAUUUCAAUGACCAUGUGAAGGAUGUAGGUGGUACCAUCAUGAAAAGUCUGCGCAAGAAGAGACAUUCAGCUGAAGAUCUGGUGAGUAAGGAGGAGAUGCUGUCCUUCCAUAAAACAGGGGUGAUUCCCACGUCACAUGUCCACCUCCAUGACCCAGAGAACAUUCACCAGGCCUGCCUGAUCUUCAAGGACAUCACAGAGUAUAUCAAGGAUGAGAUUAAGGACACCAAUGCGCUGACCGUUGUCCAGAACAUGAUCAAAGCUGGUUUGGAGAGGAUAGAACUUCGGGACGAGAUUCUGUGUCAGAUCAUCAGACAGAUAAACCAGAACCCAGACAGAGGCUGGCUCAUACAGGCCUGGGUGUUAUUAUGUCUGAGUACAGCCGCAUUCUCUCCCAGUAAAACACUCCACAAGUACAUCCUGUGUUACGUGAAGAGGAUCUGUAGUGACAGUAUAGUGGGGAAGUUCGCUCUACAAUGUCACAGACAUCUGACUGUACCCCGAGCCAUGGCCCGCAAGUUCCCACCGUCGACGGCAGAAAUCAUGAGUGUACAGAACCUGAGUCCCCUGGUAUGUAAGGUUUAUUUUAUGGAUGGGAAGACGAAGGGCAUCACCAUCAUGCCUUGCGACACAACUCUGGAGGUGUUGGAUAACGUGGCAAGGAAGAUCGGUUUGCGAGCCGUGGAGGGUUGGGCCUUGUAUGAGGUAACCAGUGACUAUGAGAGGUACAUCAAGGGCUAUGAAUAUAUAGCAGAUGUCCUGGCUCAAUGGGAAAUACAUGAAAGAAUGUCCUCUAUCCCUAAGAAGUAUGAAACUAUGUCUAAGAAAGGACCAAAAAUGGCAAUAGGAGGCUCUGAUGCCAGGUUGGUGUUCCGCAAACGUGUUUACAAGCAUAUCCAUGACAUUCCAAACGACCCUGUGGAGUACCGCCUGCUGUAUGCAGAAGCUGUCAACAAAGUGAUACGGGACGAGUUCCCUGUGUCAGACAAGGUGGCCCUACAGCUGGCAGGCCUUCAGGCCCAGGUGGUGUGUGGGGAGUAUGAGGAGGGCAAGGACUCCAGGUAUUUGGAGGUAGAGCAGUACCUGUGUGAGAGAAUCCUUAACUUACCUGGGCGUGACUGGUGCGAGGAGGUGGCCGCUGCACACAGACACUUCGGGCGAGGCAAGACAGAGCUGGAAGCCCAGGUGUGGUACAUCACCUGCGUCAAACAGUUCCCGCUCUACGGCUGUACGCUCUUCCCCAUCGUACACAAGGGACUCUGGUCACACACAAGCGAUUCCAUCCUCGCGAUCAACAUGGAUGGUAUCAAGUUCGUCAAGGCCAAGGACAAAUCAGUCAUUCACGCAUUUAAAUACUCUGACAUUGAAACCAUCAUCAUCGACCCCAAUGACAAUUACAUCACGUUAGAACUAAAGAGUGCUAUCGAGGGGGAAUGCCAACAAAGGUGUUUUGUGUUUGAGACCAAUCAAAAGGAAGACAUCGGUCACCUGAUUGCAAGUUAUUCUCCAAACCAUGCAUCUUGGCUUAGGCCAGAGUACGAGAGCUUGAAAAGGUCUAAGCUGACAGACGAGGAGAAGCUGAAGCUGUAUGAGGAGUUAGUGCGGUGUAGACGACAGCUGUUUGACAGCCGACUGUUACACCGUCCCAUGCAUUCCAGUAGUACUGGCUUCCUUAGACAGUCCAUCAGGAAGCUGACCAAGUCUAAACUGGACCGUCUGAAGAGUUCCUCCAUGUCGAAUCACUUUGAUGUGAGCUACUGGUCAUACAAUAAGACAGCACCAAAACAGCCACUCACAGUGAUCACUGAGCCUGUCAUAGAGGAGCUAGCCGUCAAAAUGUUUAACUCUAUCCUUAUCUUCUCCGGCCUGGAGGAGACCGAAAAAGAAGAAAAGCCAGACUACUAUGGGAUGGUACAGAGAUUGAUGCAAAAAUGCCUAGAAAAUGACCAGUUAUGUAAUGAAUUUUUCCUGCAGCUGGUGAAACAGACUACAGAUCAUCCAGGCAAAGGGUAUGAUCGGUACAAAGUUGUUACUCCUGUUGAUCCAAACAGUCAGGUGAAUCGGAGAAAUUGGCAACUGAUGGUCGUCACUGUAAGUACAGUGUUCCCAACCAACAAUCGUGUACAGAAGUAUGUGCAGUGUCACCUACGCAAAUGUUCCCUGGACUCCACGACAGACGAGGGUCGCUAUGCCAGGUUCUGUUACAAGUGUUUGACCAGGACGAUGGAGAAGAAAAGAAGAAAGUUCCCUCCCUCUAGGAAGGAGAUACACUCUCUAACAGAGAGGCGACCAGUUCAUGAGAGAGUAUACUUUAUGAAUGGGGAGCACCGGAGUGUAGAAUUUGAUUCUGCUUCAACGUGUAGCGAGUUGAUAAAAGUAGUCAAAGCCAAAAUAGGAAUGCGGUCUGAUGCCGAGUGUUUCUCACUUUACGAGUAUGUAGGAGGUUCUGAGAGGAACAUGUAUCCUGAGGAACGACUAUCGGACAUGCUCAGUAAGUGGGAGAGGUUGGCCCACAGCACCAACAUCAGGGACUUCCGGAUAGUAUUCAAGAAACGCCUGUACAUAGACCCAUACAUCAACCCACUGGACCCAGUCGAGUGUGACCUUGUCUUCCAUCAGCUCAUAGAGGACAUGUUUGAACACAGGCUUCCGUUAUCCUCUAUAGACGCUGUCCAGUUAUGUGCCUUGAAAAUUCAGUCAGAAAUGGAUGACAUGAAGUGCGCUGAAAUUGACUACAGUUCGGUGAUCCGUAUCCUGCCGCGAGACAUGCGUACCGAGGUGAAGGUCGAGGACAUCGCAGUGGCACACAAGGCAGUGAUGAACAUGACACCAGGCCAAGCUAUGCUCGCUUUUAUUGAACUACUCAAGUCCUGGCCACUGUUUGGAGCCACCAUCUUCCAAGUAUUUCAAAAUUACACCUCCUCCUUGCCAAAGAACAUGCUGCUGGCUGUCCAUCAACAGGGGAUCCAUAUAUUGGAGAUCAUCAGUUUUAAACUGAUUGCAUCGUACGAGUUCUCAGAAGUAGUCCAUUCUAGUCCUGCAAUGAAGAGUAUCAUGAUCAUUGUCGGCCACGUUGCCAAGGGCAACAAAUAUAUGUUUAGUACCAAUCAGGCAUUUGAAAUUGCACAUCUUAUUAAGGAUUAUAUUGAGGAGCUACAGGCAAGAUUCCUUAUUUUACCUCGCCAACCAGAGAACCCAUUACACGACAUGAAUAGGAUGUCAGCCGUCUUCUUUGAUGACUCACCUACACAGAUCAUACAAACUCUUGUAUGAUAGGAGCUUUUACAUGGAUCAUACAAACAUUUGUAUGAUACAAUCUUUUACAAAGAUCAAACUGACACUUGUAUGAUGGGAUCUUUUGCACUGGACUUAAAAAUUGUGUAUGAAAGGACUUCCAAUGUAGAUCUAGCAGAUACGUGUAUGUCUUGGGAUCGUGUGCAGGGCUCAUAAAAAAAUCUGUUAUUUCUAAGGAUCAAUCUCUUUUAUGAUAGAAAGGGACCUGAUACUACAUUACAGAGAUUGCUGGGUAGAAUCACAUGGACAUGGGAUCUAGCAGGAAGAUGUUGACCUUGUACCGACUGUUAGGUAUAGAAACAAGGUCAUCAAAUUCUUGUGUGCAAUACAAAAUGGAUUUCAGAUAUAGUGUAAUUUGUAAGAUGUUGUAUGACAAAAAAGAAGAUGGCAUAGUCUUGUAUGAAAGGAAAGGAAUCUUAGAUCUGUGUAUGACAAGAUGACGAGAGUACAAUCUCUGUUUCCUGUUCAGAAGGAUUGUGGGUGAUAAAUUGUGCAAUAGUUUGAUCAAAUGGCAGAAUCUCUGUUUGUGAUAGGAUGACGUGAUCUGGGACCAAAGGGAGACAACCAUCUGCUGUUUACCCAGAUUUGUGUGAUAAAUCAAAGACAGUAUGAGGAUUAAAUGAGAAAUAUGCUGAAAGCUUCUCAAGUAAAAAGUGUGAUACAUGUAUGUUCUGUGUAUGUAUCUGUAGGACACCCAGAGCUGGGCCUGUGGAUGUAUCUGUAGGACGCCCAGAGCUGGGCCUGUGGAUGUAUCUGUAGGACACCCAGAGCUGGGCCUGUGGAUGUAUCUGUAGGACGCCCAGAGCUGGGCCUGUGUAUGUGUAAUUUGUGAUAUAUGACAUACAAAGUGUCUGUGGAGCAGGGAACAACGGAUAUGCAAUGACAUUAAGUAACUCCACCCUUAUGCAAUAUGUAAAGACACUCCCACCUAAGAUAGUACUGUUUGCUUCCAUAUAGUGGUUGUAGUGUCUAAUACUUAGCCAUGGGAUCGUGUAAACUAUUUGUCUGAUGGAUUGAGCUUCUGGUUAGGUAUUGUAGUGUAACAGAAUAACUAUCGUCGUACUAGUAUCAAAAUAUUCAGUGUUGCCAAAUUAAUCUCAAUUAGUGCAAUCAUAUUUUAGAUCAUGUAUCACUGUAAUCUUAAGGCGUAAUAUCAAAGUGUCAAUUAAAUCUUACCAUGUUAUUCUUCCAUUCAAUGCUCAAUUUGAAUUUGCCAAUAUACAACCACAAUCAAAUUACAAAUGUAUUCAUGUAAUAAGAUAUUCUUAAUUUCAUUUACAAAUUAUUUAAACUCUAAGAUAAAAAGAAAAUCAAUUGUAUCAUGUAUUUGAUCUAUUUUGUGACUAGCUGUAUCUAUUUUUAGACUUAAACUACAUUGUAUAUGGGAAAAAAUGGCAAAAUGAAAAUUUAAAUCAGUGAAACAUCAAUAUGGCGACAUUUACAAUCAAAAUUUGGCACAACUUUGUAUAUUUUUUAUGUUAAUUAUGGAAUUGUUCAUCCCCAAAAACAAUGUGAUCAAUUGAAGAGUAAAAAUUGAAACAUGUUAACCAGUAUCCUUACUGUGCUAGAAAUGUGUCUCAAAUGUGUCUCAAGUUUCAAAAUCUGUAUGGACAUAGCGUUCUUUUUAGCAUGAACCCAAGGAAUACACUGUUUUAUUGGUGCCACAUGGUUCUCUUGAACUACAGCGCUCAGUUUGAUUUUGAUAAUGUUGCUGUAGGCAACAGCCAUCCAAGUUUGUUGAUUUCCUAUGAUACUUUGUGAACCAGAAAGCUGGAUUUAUAGGCCUCAGCAGGACUGACUGAGACAGGGUAUUGCGCCAGACCAUUUGUUGCAUACUCACCUAGUCAUUGACAGUUUGUUUUAAUAACCGUAUUUAUUUGGUUAACAAAUAAACCAGCAAUAUAAUGUGUAUUUUAGAUGAGUAACUUUUCAGGCAGACCUUAUUUUUCAAAGUGACCCUUUUUUCUGUACUUGAAUUUGUCAAAAUCAAUAUUGUGUGAAAGAUCAUUUAUCUACAUUAUCCAAAUUAUGGUUCAGUUUAGAGGGGUUCAUUCACUAGUCAACAGUUACUCAAGAUCAAAAACAUUCAAUGAGCAGUUUAUUUUAUCAUUUUGUUAAGUAACCCAAUUUUGUUCCCUUAUGUACUGUAUACCGGGAAAUUUUCACCCACUCUCCUUCAGCCUGUAAAGUCCACUCUUCCUUAGCCUGUAAAGUCCACUCUCCCUUAGCCUUUAAAGUCCACUCUCCCUUAGUCGGUAAAGUCCACUCUCCCUUAGCCUGUAAAGUCCACUCUCCCUUAGCCUGUAAAGCCCACUCUACCUUAGCAUGUAAAGUCCACUCUCCCUUAGCCUGUAAAGUCCACUCUCCCUUAGCCUGUAAAGUCCACUCUUCCUUAGCCUGUAAAGCCCACUCUCCCUUAGCCUGUUAAGCCCACUCUCCCUUAGCCUGUUAAGCCCACUCUCCUUUAGCCUGUAAAGUCCACCCUCCCAUAGCCUGUAAAGUCCACUCUCCCUUAGCCUGUAAAGUCCACAUUUGACCAAUUUAACUUCACCCUUCACAUUUGAUUACUAUUAACAUAGUGUUGUUUUUGUCCUCAGUACACACGGGGGGAAGCGAAAGUUAAACAGCAGUGAACAUUUCCCAUUAUAUAGUAUGUAGUCACAGUACAUUUUGUAAGGUAUCUGUCUCACUUAUCCUUUUAUGUUUUAAAUUUUUAUAUUGACAAAUAUUUUACUUUGAUAAUUUCACUCAGUAUUGUUGACACAUUAUCAAUAGAUUUAUGCCCGUACAAAUCUGUUCACAUGGACUUCGUAUAUGGGUACAUAUUGGCUGUAAUUCAAUACCACAGUAUGUUGGGUAAAUCGUCUGUAUUGGUGACUUUUCAUCAGUGUUCCAUCGCCCGAGUGACAUUACACCCCAGUGUAACUGUAAUGAACUCGGCACUGUCCUUAAUUCUUGUCGCCCAGAUCUGGUUAUCUGGUUCUAAUACUGUGAAGUUUGGUGUUAAGUGGGAGUAUUUGUAGUAUGUGAGUGGUUGAAAGGUGGACCUAUAUAUAUUAUGUAGCUACUCUAUUUGAAAGUUCCAUUUUAUGAGUGGCUUUAAAGAAUCUCUCAGUGGAUGGCUUUUAAAGAUCUUAUGUAUUGGUAAGAUGUUUCAAGAGUCAUGAGUGACUGAAAUACACUGGAGGUGUUGACUUGUGAAUGAAUACCAUGAAAAUAUAGCUACAACACAUUAUGCAUAAUUUGAGACCAAAGCUGGCUUUUGUUCUUUCUUAUUAUGAAAAGUAUUAAUUUUAAUAUGCUGUAACAGAGAUCAAAGGACAUAAUUAUAAAUACAAUGUCACCAAGCGACAUUUCCCUGAAAUAAAUUACAUUUCUACAUUUUCAUUGAAUUUAUUUGUUCUUAGAUAUUGACUGAUUGGUCAAUUUUAUGACAAGCAGAUUUUUUUUAAGAUGUUUACAUAUAAGUACCAUUACGUUUUCUUUAAAAAUGUGCAAUAACAUGACUCCUACUUUUCUGUAGUGUAUGGUUACAAGGUGUAGAUGUGAUUGAUGUCAUAAGUAUCACUCUUUAUUGUACCUAAUAAUAUAUGCUACAUUAGUUAUGCUUAUGAUUUGUAGUGAGAGUUAUCUCCCCUUACAUUUACCAAGCAUUAUGUACAUGUACAGUGUGAUAUUUCAGAAUUUGUUACCAAACACGUAUAAUUGACCAAUCUCAAAUAAUCAUUCAUGAAAGAGGUUUUUUUCUUUUUGACAGGAGAUCUGAUGUAGGAACAAAUAUCCUUAACUGAAUGAUUGAGUGCAACAGACUUUAGUUACAAGUUACUGAAGUAAGAUAGUAAGGUUUUAAAAGAGAGAUGUGUAGAAUUCACUGGUGUUUAAAGAGAGGUGUGUUAUUUGACCAAGGUGUGACCGAGGUGUCACACAAGCUGAGCUAUAUUUAUAUAACUGUUUUAUAUAUAUAUAUAUCGUUUACAUAACUUAUGCAUUUGAUGAGAGGCGGAUGUUGAGAGAAUCUGUUUACAUAACUUAUGCAUUAGGUGAGAGGCUGAUAUUGAAUCUGUUUGCAUAACUUGUAGUUGAUGAGAGAGGGAUGUUGAAACUGUUUUGUAUAAUAGAGGUAACCUCUGUAAAUAAAGAUCUAUUAUUAUUACUAUUUGUUGUAGUGCCAAAUAUCAUGGAGAAAAUGACAUUCAUUCACUAACCGUAUAGUUGCCUUAUUUAAUGGAUGUUUAGAAAGUGGACAUUGCUUUGAGAUAUAAAAUAUAUGUAACCAAAUAA
Mizuhopecten yessoensis (Yesso scallop) is the source of this 11281-nucleotide messenger RNA. Its product is annotated as myosin-I heavy chain-like. The record is from RefSeq and is a predicted model, not a curated record. Gene Ontology annotation, molecular function: cytoskeletal motor activity; ATP binding; protein binding. Gene Ontology annotation, cellular component: myosin complex; cytoskeleton. Lineage: Eukaryota; Metazoa; Mollusca; Bivalvia; Pectinida; Pectinidae. Gene Ontology annotation, biological process: signal transduction.